AUGGACAACAUGAACUCCUUUGUGGAAUACUCCAUCUGUAACCGACCGGGGACCGGCGCCUACUCUGCGCCUAAAUCUGGAUACCACCACCUGCACCACCACCACCUCCCUCUGGAGCAGAACCAGGCCUUCCCGGUGACCUCCGGUGCCUUCCAUGCGGGCCUCACCGGCUCCCAAGUCUCCGUUAACGGGACGAGAGGUGACAGCAGCGCCGGGGGAGCCGGUUACAGCACGGAUGGACGGAUGUACGGGAGCACCGGGCAGGACACCGGCGGCGGAGGAGCGAGUCAGCAUCAUCAGCAUCCUCCUCCUCAUCACGACCAGCAGCAGCAUCAGCACAGCAGCUACCACCACCUCAACCUCCACCAGAACCAGAGCCUGCAGAGCGGAAUACUGUGUCCUUAUAAUACCGCCAGCGGGAACACCGGGGCCUACGCGGCUCAAGCGUGCGCCACAAACUCCGAGUACGUUCCCUCGGUGGGUCCUCCCAGUUCCGUUCACCCGCAGUAUUUCGUGGAGGAGUCUGUGGCCUCCACCUACUAUCAUCAAUCAACCUUCCCCAGCUCGGCCCCCACCGGGCCCAGCUACGGGGCCCUAGCUGGGGCCUACUGCGGGCCUCAGGGCGCUCUGGCCGGGUCACAGUACCCGCAGCAGGUCGGCGGGGGCCUGGACGCAGCGGGCUACCUGGGACUGCCACACGGGGGAGGGUACGGGGAACUGCCGGUGUCUCAGGACCGGGAGAGGGAGGAUGAGGAGGGCCAGCAGGCCGGGCAGGGCCAGACCUUCGACUGGAUGAAGGUGAAGAGGAACCCACCGAAGACAGUCAAAGUCUCGGAUUUCGGCCUCGCGGGCGCGAACAACAACGCCAUGCGCACCAACUUCAGCACGCGGCAGCUGACGGAGCUGGAGAAGGAGUUCCACUUCAGCAAGUACCUGACGAGGGCGCGCCGCGUGGAGAUCGCGGCCACGCUGGAGCUGAACGAGACGCAGGUGAAGAUCUGGUUCCAGAACCGGAGGAUGAAGCAGAAGAAGCGCGAGCGGGAGGGCGCCUCCGCCACCGCGCGCCCCUCCUCCUCCGGUACCGGCGGCAAAGAGCUGGAGGACACCGACCACUCCUCCACGUCCACGUCUCCAGGCGCGUCCCCGAGCUCGGAGACGUAACGUAGACGUGACUGGUGAUCCACUAUUUAAUGCGUUUCUUCUUCCAUUCAGAGCGUCUUUGAGGAAAUGCGCCUUUAACGGACAGAAUCUGCUUCGGCUGCUGAUUUCCUACAUCUCCCAGAAUUCCUUACGGCCCUCUGCAGUUGCACAUUUAGCUGGAGGAACUAGUUUGUGACACACCUCAAUCAGAUGUUUCCUGUUUGGUAUAAAUGCUGCUUCUGUGGGGUCUUCAGAUACAUGAUCUACAAA
Acanthochromis polyacanthus (spiny chromis) is the source of this 1410-nucleotide messenger RNA. RefSeq names its product homeobox protein Hox-B1a-like. Gene Ontology annotation, molecular function: DNA-binding transcription factor activity, RNA polymerase II-specific; RNA polymerase II cis-regulatory region sequence-specific DNA binding. Gene Ontology annotation, cellular component: nucleus. Gene Ontology annotation, biological process: regulation of transcription by RNA polymerase II. The record is from RefSeq and is a predicted model, not a curated record. NCBI's taxonomy places the organism in Eukaryota, Metazoa, Chordata, Actinopteri, Pomacentridae.